Vigna unguiculata (cowpea) is the source of this 1930-nucleotide messenger RNA. It is a transcript of the gene CRCK2, whose product is annotated as calmodulin-binding receptor-like cytoplasmic kinase 2. Gene Ontology annotation, molecular function: protein kinase activity; ATP binding. Gene Ontology annotation, biological process: protein phosphorylation. NCBI's taxonomy places the organism in Eukaryota, Viridiplantae, Streptophyta, Magnoliopsida, Fabales, Fabaceae. The record is from RefSeq and is a predicted model, not a curated record.
AAUAGCGUCACCCACCGUUUAUAAUCACCAAACAAAUUUGUAAAGUCUUCGUUUUUCUUACUUCACUUCAGUUGACUCUCUCUCUUACGACCCGCCAUUUUUUUUCUCUCUCCAAAGCACAAAUGGCUUCUCCAUAUCCCCCUCGCCGGCGAUCGGGCUCCGACCACAGCAGAACGCCGGGAAGGGUGCCCCCUUCUCCUGGCUACGCCUCGUCUGAGCUCAGCACCUCCACAGUCUCCGAGCGCCAGAACCCCGUCGUCGCCGCCGCAAGGUCCUUCACCGGAAUGUUCGCCGCGUGCUUCUCGCCCCCGGAAUCCGACAACUCCAGGAGCCUCGGGGAUUCCGAGGAGUUUAAGUCUUCUUCCACUGCAUCGAAUGGCUCAAGAGCUGGUUCCAGAGCUGGUAGUCAGAGAGGGCGUAACUCAAAUGGAGGUAUGAACAUCAGUUCAUACAACAUAGUACAAAGGAAAGAACCUGGCAUUGUGAAGUUCACCAUGGAGGAAAUCUUCCAAGUCACAAGAAAUUUCUCCCCUUCUUUCAAGAUUGGCCAAGGUGGUUUUGGUGCUGUGUACAAGGCAAAACUCUUGGAUGGGACUGUUGUUUCAGUAAAGCGUGCUAAGAAGAGUCUGUAUGAGAAACAUUUGGGGGUGGAGUUCCAGAGCGAGAUUCAAACACUAUCCCGGGUGGAACAUUUGAACUUGGUCAAGUUCUAUGGAUAUUUGGAGCAAGGAGAUGAAAGGAUCAUUGUUGUUGAGUAUGUUCCCAAUGGAACUCUCAGAGAACAUUUAGAUUGCAUUCAUGGGAGCGUUCUGGACCUUGCUCAACGUUUGGAUGUAGCAAUUGAUGUUGCUCAUGCUAUCACAUAUCUUCAUAUGUAUAUAGAUCAUCCAAUCAUUCAUAGAGACAUAAAAUCUUCAAACAUUCUUCUGACUGAAAAUUUUCGAGCUAAAGUAGCAGACUUUGGUUUUGCUAGACAAGCCGCAGACAGUGAUUCUGGCAUGACACAUGUUUCCACCCAAGUCAAAGGAACAGCUGGUUACUUGGAUCCUGAAUACCUGAAAACUUAUCAACUAACUGAAAAGAGUGAUGUCUAUUCAUUUGGAGUUUUGCUUGUUGAACUUGUUACAGGUAGACGCCCCAUUGAACCAAAAUUUGAACUCAAGGAGCGAAUAACAGCAAAGUGGGCUAUGAAGAGGUUCAUGGAGGAAGAUGCUAACUCAGUGUUGGACCCAAGACUGGAUCAGACUGCUGCAAACACUUUGGCUCUGCAUAAGAUUCUGGAGCUAGCUUUACAGUGCUUGGCUCCACGUAGACAAAACAGACCUACCAUGAAAAGAUGUGCCGAGAUCCUCUGGUCCAUCCGCAAGGAUUUCAGAGAGCAGUUAUCAGCUUCAAACUUUCGCUCAUUUUCCACAACUUCCCAAAGGAGCAGCUCACUCAGAGAGUGACAAGGUUAAAGCAGCAACCUUUGCAUCAGAAAAUGCAAAACAGUGCUAGAAACACACUCUCAGAUGCUCUCCUUUGAACACAGUCUUUGUUAUUGGUUGAAAUUAAUGAAUCUUUCAAACAAUUUCAAUCAAUAGAAAAGAGUGUGAGUGUGAUAGAGAAUAUGUUUCUAACACUCUUGGUGAGGACAAACAAUGGCCUUGGGAGAAAAGAAAAACCAUUGUUGUAUACUAUGAUAGGAAACUUUGGCACUUAGGAUGUUUGGUCUUUGACUAGGGUGGCAUGUUGAAAUUGUACAUGAGUUUUGGCUUGUGUAUACCAAUGGGGGAGCAUACUCCAUUAAAGAUGAGUGCAUUACUUUCCAUAAUUGUGCAUUUUUUUUUCUUCUUCUUGGGAUCCUAAAGGAGGAAAAUUUGUAUUCUAUUGAUUGAAAACAUAAUUGGUGUAUUCUACUUGUGUAUAAUAUUCCAUUUUCAGUUGAGUA